This is a messenger RNA of Branchiostoma floridae (Florida lancelet), 1725 nucleotides long. RefSeq lists its product as uncharacterized. The record is from RefSeq and is a predicted model, not a curated record. Bases 180 to 1355 code for a protein of 391 amino acids. NCBI's taxonomy places the organism in Eukaryota, Metazoa, Chordata, Leptocardii, Amphioxiformes, Branchiostomatidae. The transcript is spliced from 2 exons.
UACAUUUCGUAAUAUAUUUCGUAAUAUAUUUCGUAAUAUAUUUCGUAAUAUAUUUCGUAAGAAAGCAUCACGGAGAAAACCAUAAAAAGACCAAGGAGGUGAGAACCUCCUUGCGCAGUUAUUGAUACGCUCGCGUGUUACUCGAGGAAGACAGAGAGACGAAGACCUACCGUCAAAAGAUGCCAGGAGAGAAACAACAGCAUGUCUUGGAAAUGCACCUGCUGGAGAAUGAAAGACGAGUCGCCUGGAAAUCCGACAGAUUGGAACAGAGUCGCUUGUUGCCUCGUCUUCAGAACAUAGACAAACGCCUUCUGGACAUAAACAACAAGGAGAAUUCGAGAAAACGGGUGCAACAGACGACACCAUUACAAGGAGGAUACACCCGGACGGCGUUGCCAAAGAAAUCGAACGAAAAGGAGGAAAAUGCAGCCAUAUCUAAAAUGUCUUCGACCUGGACGGGAGAUAUCCAAUACCCAGACGUGUUUCAAGACUCGCACGGCGUUACCCAAAAGCAAGGAGGUAUAAAACUCGACCCUGAUACUAAACCGUUUAAGAGUCGAGCAACCUCUUUACCGGAGCAUCCUUUCAUACAACGGACUUUGUACCAUAUUCCCGUGAGAUCUAAAGGGUCAAGUCGCUUAGAACCAAAAGACAAAGACGUUUCACCGCAUAUAAAGUUGCCCUCGAAAACUAAAAAGAAUCGCGAUCACAAACGUUCCUCAAAAUCUACCGACGAAGAAAGCAGCAAGGGACCGGUCAAACCCAGACUAGUCCGCCGCCCCAGGAUGGACGCGAAAGUUCUCGCAUCCCUCUUGAACGUGGACGAAUCUUCCGUUGAAAAACAGGACCAGGUUUUCCAGACAGCGAGACUAAAAGCUGAUGCGGCUCUCAGAGUACUCGCAGACGACACUCAAGAAAAUGCAGGAGAGAACGAACAGAAGAACAAGAAGACUUCGGCUAAGAUCCAGCGUAGAGCGAGCGUAGCGUCCAUGCAUAUGUCAAGUGACUUGUUAAAAGUCGGCUUUCCUGCUUUGAAGGCUGUAAAACAAACGUGGCCCAACACCAAACAGUUACCGGCCAGCUCCAGUUCUUUCUCUCGGGUCCGGAGAAGCUCCCUACCGUCUCUUUCCACCACGAACCACGGUAAGUUUUUGGCGCCGGGUUCAACUGCCACGAGAAGGGCGAGCAUCGGGUCGACAAACUUUAGAACCUCGUCUUUGGACAAGCUCGAAAACGUGAUCGAAGAAAACGAGGAGAACUUACAUAACUCUGAACGGGACGAUACCAUAAGCAACUUGAUACAAAGUGUUCUGCCGUUAUCACGACGGAAGAAGCAACUAUAUGGACAACAGUAGGGCCUAGGAACGAAUGUUGUGUUUACGGUUACACUCCUGAAAAAAAUUAGGGUCGGGGAUUCCUCGUUUAAUUUUUUUCUUUCUUUUAUUAGAUUAGAUGAAGCCUUAGACAUACAAUGUUACAAAAACUUUCGUACAUCGGUUGAGUAAUGUUGUGUAACGGUUGUGUAAUGGUUAUGUCACAGUUCUCGUGAAGAACACGAAACAAUUGUGUAACAGUUGUUUGCCAGUUGUGUAACACUAGGGUCAGUAUGUUGAUAUUCUAUUUUGUUUUGUUUUGUUUUAUUAGAUUAGAUUGAACCUAAGACAUACGAUGCCAGAAGAAUAUUCGUGUAACGGUUGAGUAACAGUUGUGUUGCAGUUGUGUAAC